This is a messenger RNA of Fonsecaea pedrosoi CBS 271.37, 834 nucleotides long. RefSeq lists its product as uncharacterized. The coding region runs from base 1 to 834 and encodes 277 amino acids. The transcript has a single exon. Lineage: Eukaryota; Fungi; Ascomycota; Eurotiomycetes; Chaetothyriales; Herpotrichiellaceae. The record is from RefSeq and is a predicted model, not a curated record.
AUGGCGCUCGAUGCAGUGACGAAACUCUCAAUCGCAGAGAUGUCAAUUUACAUCCCUCUCCUCCUCCCCACUGGGUUGCUGUUCUACAGACAUGGUCGACGCUCACUUGCAGCAUUUUUCUUCCUCGCUGCCUUCGAGAUACUUCGCAUUGUCGCCUCAGGCAUUCAAAUCGGCAGUCAUAACGAUCCACACCCUUCUACGUCUGGGGCAAUCGUUUCCUCCAUUGGCCUUAGUCCUUUGCUGAUUGCUACUGCUGGCUUUCUGGCUUUAUUAAAGGGCUACUACGCAACGUCGAACAGCAGUCAGCUUACAACUUUGGUUCAAGAGGUGGCUAUCCAUGUUGGCGCAAUCACUGGCAUUGCACUCCUCGCGACUGGUGGAGCGAAGCUCGGGGGUGACCUCAACAGCCAAGCAGACGUUGACUCGGCCUAUACAUUCCUUGAAGCUGGUGCCGUAAUCCUCCUGAUCACAUGGAUUACAGUCUCGUUCCUCUGCGGUCAACUUUACCUCAGGCUUCGAAAACACCGAGCUGCUGCAUCUCUGAUGAUUCUGGCAUGCAUCUUCAUUGGAGUGAGAGCAAUCUACAGCGUCGUGUACGCUUUUAAGCAUGCGCAGUCGCUGAGUCCCUUUACGGGCACAUUUGCUGUGAGAUUCGUCUUCACAUUCUUGGCACAACUCAUCGCAGCUUUGUGUCUGCUGGCCGUUGCGUUUGUGACGCGCAAUAUAUUGAGCGACCACGGACUGGAUGCUCGGGCCCAGGCACGGAGGGUUCGACAUCCGCGCCAACACAGUCGAGGCGCUUCGAUCCCACUCACGUCGGGUUCUUCCAAAUGA